Triticum dicoccoides is the source of this 724-nucleotide messenger RNA. RefSeq lists its product as uncharacterized. The record is from RefSeq and is a predicted model, not a curated record. Bases 5 to 559 code for a protein of 184 amino acids. The transcript is spliced from 2 exons. NCBI's taxonomy places the organism in Eukaryota, Viridiplantae, Streptophyta, Magnoliopsida, Poales, Poaceae.
CACGAUGGGUAAGCGAGGCGAUCGUGGUGGCGACCACGGAGCCGACCGCGGUGCCGAUCGCGUCGACAAGUUUCUGCCGGCCGCGCCUUCCCUUCGCGGUGGGAGUCGUUUCUGGGCCCUUGCGGCCUCGGACUCCGACGACUCCGAUGAGGAGGAGGCCGCCGGCGGCGGAUCUGCAGUGGCGGCGUACUCUCCGACGCCGAGUGACAAGGUGUGCGAGGUGUUGGGGGCUGGCUACUCGGAGGAGGUUGUGGCCGGCUUUGUUGAUGAGGUCGUCCCGCCGGAGGAUCCUGCUUGGGUCGGGGUGGGCAUGACGGACAAGGUGGAGGUCGUCCGGCGAGUGGCACACCGCCGGACGGCGCCGACGUCGACACGGCCUUGGAAGGGUCCUCUACCAAAGGUUAUCUUCAAGGCCACUACACUCAUCCGUAUGUGGUCGCUACUCACUCCGACGGAGGCCAGGGAGCAUUUGGUUACUGGUUCUAUCCGAUGGGAGACGGUAGCUCGGGAUAUCUUCAACCGGUUUGGAUGGCGGUCAUGUAAUAGGAUAGGUGUUUAGUUUCCUAUCUGUUUUUGCCUGCCGGUUGUGGCUAUCCUCUUUUCUUUCCUUUCAUGCUCCUUGUUGAGCUUUUGUUUUUUUGUAUGAGACUACGAGACCUUUGUUGAACCCUUUGCAUUCUAAUAAUAUGGCCGUAUGCAUCAUUCUGAUGCAUAGGCCGGGUUA